Molecule: messenger RNA, 384 nt
Organism: Adineta ricciae
Lineage: Eukaryota; Metazoa; Rotifera; Eurotatoria; Adinetida; Adinetidae
Source: the annotation of a GenBank genome assembly
AUGGGUGAUUCCGAACUUGAUGCCAUUCGUGCUAAACGUUUAGCAGAACUACAACAACAACAAUCGGGUAGAAAUGCGAAUAAUCAAAACGCUGCAGAAGAGCAACGUCAACAGCAAGAAGAUAUGCGCAAUGCCAUGUUAAGUUCGUUGUUAACACAAGAAGCACGUGCACGUUUGAAUACUAUCGCAUUGACGAAACCAGAAAAAGGACGAAUGGUUGAAGAUAUUCUUAUCCAGAAUGCUCGUCGCGGUGCAUUUGGUAACGGAAAAGUGAGCGAAGACCAACUCAUAGGUCUCUUGGAACAAGUGAGCAAAGCGACUGAAAAAACGACAAAAGUCAAUUUCGACCGACGACGUGCUGCAUUGGAUUCCGAUUCGGAUUAA